Thamnophis sirtalis is the source of this 5180-nucleotide messenger RNA. The record is from RefSeq and is a predicted model, not a curated record. Lineage: Eukaryota; Metazoa; Chordata; Lepidosauria; Squamata; Natricidae.
GACGGACGGCAGCCCCCCUUGACGCGCGCCGCUGAGCAGCCCUGCGAAAUGCCAAACUUUGCGGCCGCCUCGUCUACCGUUUCUCACGACCCCGGGCAUGGUGCUGGUCAAGAUGGCAUGCGUGUGCUGGAAUCUGCUGGUGCUCCACGCGUUUCUGGUCCACGGGGCGGAGAGAAGCUCCCCCAUCCUGAACGUUGCGGUCAUUUUGGGGAGGACUCCGAGCGUCACGGAAAGAGACCUCCGUGCUCUCAGCAGCCGGGAUGUGGCCGGGGGGCUCCCCACUGACGUGAACGUGGUGCCCCUCCUGAUCAACCAGACCGACCCCAAGAGCAUCAUCACCCACAUCUGCGACUUGAUCUCGGGCACCAAGAUCCACGGGGUGCUUUUCGGAGACGACAGCGGCCAGGAGGCCGUGGCCCAGAUCCUGGAUUUUAUCUCCGCCCAGACUCUGAUCCCCAUCCUGGGCAUCCACGGAGGCUCCUCCAUGAUCAUGGCAGAGAAGGAUGAGAUGUCGACCUUUUUCCAGUUCGGGGCCACCAUCCAACAGGAGGCCAUCAUCAUGCUGAAGUUCAUGCAGUACUACGACUGGCACAUAUUCUCUGUGGUGACCAGCAUUUUCCCUGGCUACCGGGACUUCAUCAGCUUCGUCAAGUACACCGUGGAGAACAGUUUUGUGGGCUGGGACAUGCAGAACGUGGUCACCCUCGAUGCGGCCAUCGGAGACGCCAAGUCCACCAUUCAGCUGAAGAAGAUCCACUCUUCGGUCAUCCUGCUCUACUGCUCCACGGACGAGGCCGCCUUCAUCCUGGACGAAGCCCGGUCCUUGGGCUUGACGGGCUACGACUUUUUCUGGAUUGUCCCCAGCUUGGUCAGCGGGAGCAUGGAAACCCCACCCGACAAUUUCCCAGCGGGGCUGAUUUCAGUGGCCUAUGACGGGUGGGACUACACUUUGGACGCCCGGAUCCGGGAUGGCCUUGGGAUUAUUACAACGGCCGCUGCAUCCAUGCUGCAGAAGUAUUCCUUCAUCCCGGAGGCCAAGACCAGCUGCUACGGGCAGUCGGAGUACAACGAGCAGCCCUCCCACAUGCUUCACAAGUUUAUGAUGAACGUGACUUGGAAAGGCAGAGACUUAUCCUUCACCACAGAUGGCUACCAAGCCCAGCCGCGGCUCGUGGUCACCGUCCUCAAUGAAAGCCGGGCCUGGGAGAAGGUGGGCGAGUGGGAGAACCAUACGCUGACCCACAAGUACUCCGUGUGGCCCCGCUUCAACUCCUUCAACGACAGCGACCCGGACCACAACCACCUCAGCAUCGUCACCCUGGAGGAGGCUCCCUUCGUCAUCGUGGAGGACAUGGACCCCCUGACGGAGACCUGCGUGAAGAACACUGUCCCCUGCCGGAAAUUCGUCGUCAUCAACAACAUCACCAAAGAAGGGAAGAACCUGAAGAAAUGUUGCAAAGGCUUCUGCAUCGACAUCCUGAAGAAGCUCUCCAGGACCAUCAAGUUCACCUACGAUCUCUACCUGGUGAUCAACGGGAAGCACGGGAAGAAGAUCAAUAACGAGUGGAACGGGAUGAUUGGGGAGGUGGUCAAAAAGCAGGCCGUGAUGGCGGUCGGGUCCCUGACCAUCAACGGGGAGCGCUCGGAGGUGGUGGAUUUUUCGGUGCCCUUUGUGGAAACUGGGAUUAGCGUCAUGGUCUCACGGAGUAACGGCACCGUUUCUCCCUCUGCUUUCUUAGAGCCCUUCAGCGCCUCUGUCUGGGUGAUGAUGUUCGUCAUGCUGCUGGUCGUGUCGGCCAUCGCCGUCUUCAUCUUCGAGUACUUCAGCCCGGUGGGCUACAACCGCAACCUGGCCCAGGGGAAAGACGCUCACGGGCCCUCCUUCACCAUCGGGAAGGCCGUGUGGCUCCUGUGGGGCCUGGUGUUCAACAACUCCGUGCCGGUGCAGAACCCGAAAGGCACCACCAGCAAAAUCAUGGUCUCGGUCUGGGCCUUCUUCGCGGUCAUCUUCUUGGCCAGCUACACGGCCAACCUGGCGGCCUUCAUGAUCCAGGAGGAGUUUGUCGACCAGGUCACAGGGCUGAGCGAUAAGAAGUUCCAGCAGCCCUACGCCUACUCCCCUCCUUUCCGGUUCGGGACCGUCCCCAACGGCAGCACCGAGAGGAACAUCCGCAACAACUACAAGGAGAUGCACGCUUACAUGGUGAAGUACAACCAGAAGGGAGUGGAGGAUGCCUUGGUCAGCUUGAAAACCGGGAAGCUGGAUGCUUUCAUCUACGACGCGGCAGUGCUGAACUACAAAGCCGGGCGGGACGAAGGCUGCAAGCUGGUGACCAUCGGCAGCGGCUACAUCUUCGCCACCACGGGAUACGGCAUCGCGCUGCAGAAGGGCUCCCCCUGGAAGAGGGCCAUCGACCUGGCGCUGCUGCAGUUUGUGGGGGACGGGGAAAUGGAAGAGCUGGAGACCCUCUGGCUGACCGGCAUUUGCCACAACGAGAAGAACGAGGUCAUGAGCAGCCAGCUGGACAUCGACAACAUGGCGGGCGUGUUCUACAUGCUGGCCGCCGCCAUGGGGCUCAGCCUGAUCACCUUCGUGUGGGAGCACCUGUUUUACUGGAAGCUCCGCUUCUGCUUCACCGGGAUGUGCUCCGACCGCCCGGGGCUGCUCUUCUCCAUCAGCAGGGGCAUCUACAGCUGCAUCCAUGGGGUCCACAUUGAGGAGAAGAAAAAGUCUCCCCACUUCACCCUGACCAGUUCUCAGACCAACAUGCUGAAGCUCCUGCAGACGGCCAAGAAUAUGACCAGCGUGAACCCCGGGCGGAUCAGUUCCCCGCAAAGAGCAGCCGAAUUCAUCCGCCGUGGAUCGUUGAUGAUGGACCUGAUGAUGGAAAAGGGCAGCUUCAUCUUCUCGGACAACAACCACCCUCUGACCCCCAAGGAAAACAUCUUCAGCGACAACGCGAACGAGCUGCAGGCCUUUCCCGCUACCCGCCACCCGGAUAACCUCAACAACUACGUCUUCCAAGGGCCGCACCCCCUGACGCUGCACGAGUCCAACCCCAACACGGUGGAGGUGGCCAUGGCGGCUGAGGCCAAGGAGAACUCCCGCCCGAGGCAGCUGUGGAGGAAAUCGCUGGAAUCUCUGCGCCAAGACUCCCUCCGGCAGAGUCACGGUUCUCAGAGGGACGACGGCACGGGGGGAAACCGGCGGCACUCCCUAAAAGGCCCCAGGUACCUCCCUGAAGACGUCCACUCGGAUGUCUCCGACACCUCCAGCAGAGCCGCCGGCCACGCGGAGGAGGAGAGGAACAGCAAGCCCCCCAAGACCAAGGAGAAUGCCAAGAAGAGGCCCGCAUCAAAAUAUCCCAAGGAUUGCAGCGAGGUGGAGCUGACCUACCUGAAGAGCAAGCAAUCUUUACCCCGGGACAAAAUCUACAUCAUUGAGGCGGACAAACAGCACAGUUUCCACCUCGAUGUUCCCCCGGAGUACGUGGAGAACAUCAUCCUUCCUGAGCCGGCCGACUUUUCCAACCUUUAUCAGGACCGCAACGAUAGCUACCGGCCCCCCGAGCAGAGCAACCAGAUCCCCUUGAGCAAUGAGGAAAGUCUUCCAAGUAACGGCCAGUACAAGCUCUACCCAAAGCACUACGGCACGAAGGACAAGAACGUGGCCUACGGUGAAGCCAACGAGCGAUACCGCCAGAAGGCCACGCACUGCCGGAGCUGCCUGACCAGCCUGCCCAGUUACGCCGGGCACUACUUAAGCCGGUCACCCUACCGGUGCGGCGCCUGCGUGCGGAUGGGCAGCCUGUACGACAUCGAGGAGGGCCAGAUGCUGCAGAGCCCCGCCAACUCCGGGCCCCGGGAAGAACCGUGCCAGCAGGACUGGGCCCCGGAGGAGAAGAGCCAGCCGCCCCGCAAGAGUAAGCUGCAAAUCAGCAGGCAGCGCUCCUUCGACAACCUCUUCAAUAAGCACCGGGACGGCAACGGGGGCAGAACGGCCCGCAGCAUCAGCCUGAAAGAGAAGGAGAGGCUUCUGGAAGGGGGCCCCUAUGCCACCCUCUUCAGGGCCCCCCAAAGCAAACACUCGAGCGGCAAGCUCCCGCUCUUCUCACGCACGUUGGACGACGGCAAGAGGAUCAAGUCGCUGUACCUGGAGUGCUCGGCCGAGAACCCUUUUCUGCGGUCUUACUGUGACGACCAGCACUUGGUCCUGGCACCCAGUCCCACCAGCCUGCACAGACAGCCGGCCUAUGACAGCGUCUCCAGGUCGUCGGUCAAAUCAGCGGCCUCGUACUGUUCCAGAGAUGGCCGGGUCCACAACGACGCGUGCGUUUCGGAGCACGGGAUGCCUUACGCGGCCACUCAGAACAGCCUGUACUCUGCUCCACGAGGGCUGAACUCCUGCAGCGACCGACGGGUCUACAAGAAGAUCCCCAGCCUGGAGUCGGACGUGUAGCACUGACCUCCAGGGGGACGUAGUUGCCGCAGGCCAAAGGGGGCGGCCCUUAGCAGAGCGUUGGAGGAGGGGGAAGAGAGCGGUUGCCUUGCGUAGAUCCCAUUCCCAUGCGCUUAGUUCCACCAGAAAGAAGGAGCAGGAAGAGGCCGUGGGAAGGGACAGCCCACUCCCCAGGGACCACUGCACGGACUACACUAUCCAUAGUUCUGUCUCCUCCGUCCCCCCCCCUGUCAAUUAAGUUUGGCGAAAAAUCUCUUCUGUCCCAAGUAGAGUUCCAAUUCUUGACCCAAAGGAAUAGCCAUGCAAAGGAAGGCCGAUCUGUAGAGCAGAUUCGCCCCCCACCCCCAGGACACGCGUGGCCACCGUGGAUGGUCACUGCACUGGGAAACAGCUGCGCCCCCUGUUGGCAACAGUGUUGUUUUUCUACCAGGAUGGUUCUUUUGCCCCCUGUCGGUCGGACUCCGUCCUCCUAGCACUUUCGCCCCCUGUAAUUCUGCCCUCCCAAGAUUUUAUUUUUUAACAGAGAAUAAGCAAUAUGGUAUAUGCAUGUACUUUGACACAGAACAAAAGCUAAAACAAAACAAAAAGCAAGUUUAAGAAUGCGUUUGCACACUUACCGUGGUAAGACUCAUCCAAGAGAUUAGAAAGAUAGUCUUUUUUUACAAACAACUAUAUAUCGCUAUAGCUCUAUGAUUUAGCCUCAUAUUUAUUUUUAAACACA